AUGUGGACUCACAUCUUCAAGGCUCUUCAAGGGUUUCAAGGGUCUUCUUCUUCAGCUCUUCAAAACAAAAUCCAAACCCUAGCAACUACUCCCAGCCGACACCUCCUCCGCCACCACCUCCACUUCCUCCGCCACCACAAUACGCCGUCGUCUUCGGCGCCACCGUUCUCCGCCGGUACCGCCUCCACUUCCUCCGGUGAUUUUCGUUGUGAUUGGGCUGUUUCCCAAGUUUUUCCACAAGAUCCAAACCCUCGUUUACAGGCUUCGGCCUUGACACGAUUUUUUUGGUUCUUCAAUUGGCGCCAUCCGUGGGAAAUUCAGUCAUUAAACGGAAAGCUCGUCGCUCUUCACCGUUUUGUUUCAAAAGCUGCAGACCGCUCUAUUCCUUUCAUGAAUGUGUUGAAAAAACGAACAGGAAAAGGCCAAAUAGAGUGGACACCAGAAGCCGAUUCGGCAUUUCAGGAGUUAAAAGUCUGUCUCGGAUCCUUGCCCACUUUAACCGCUCCAACUACCGGAGAAACUGUCACGGUGUAUCUCUCCGCCUCCCACUUCGCAAUAAGCGCAGUACUCGUAGUGCAUCGGAAUCAAGCACAAAUCCCAGUCUAUUAUGUAAGCCGCAUCUUGAAAGAUUAUGAAACUCGGUACCCAAUGAUUGAAAAGUUAGCACUCGCUUUGGUGCAUGCCUCUAGGCGCCUCCGAAGAUACUUCCAAGCUUUCAAUAUAGAAGUACAGACUGAUCUUCAGAUCCAACAAAUUCUCAGAAAGCCCGAGGUCUCCGGACGUCUCACUAAGUGGGCAAUAGAACUCAGUGCUUUCGAUAUCACCUAUCGUACCAGAGGACCAGUGAAAGGCCAGGCAGUGGCAGAUUUCCUCACAGAGGUCCCAACCGGAGAAAGCACUAAGGAAAAAUCCGCCCUACCAAAGGUGUGGAACCUAUAUACGGAUGGGGCCUCCAGUAAAGAAGGAUCGGGGGCAGGUUUAAUCCUAAUAGAUCCGGAAGGGAUAGAGUAUACUUACGCCUUACGUUUCGAAUUUAAAACUUCAAACAAUGAAGCAGAAUACGAGGCUCUCCUUGCAGGUCUCCAAACCGCGGCCAAAGCCGGUGCAACUUCUGUACUAGCACAUGUUGAUUCAUUAUUGGUAGCCAAUCAAGUCAGCGGAGAGUACGAAGCACGAGAGGAUAACAUGGUUCGGUACCUUCAGCAAGUUAACAGUUUAAUCUCCUCUUUUGACUCUUGUAAGAUAGUACACAUUCCGCGGAGCAAAAACAAAAAGGCCGACGCCUUGAGCAAGCUUGCGUCCGUAGCAUUUUGUCAUUUGUCAAAAGAAGUUCUAGUCGAAACCCUGCAAACACCGGCCAUCCAGCAGACGGAGUCUGUCAUGUCAGUCUCCAUGCUUGAAAACUCUUGGAUGACUCCGAUCGUGGAUUAUUUGAAAAAAGGGACGCUCCCAGAAGACAAAGCCCAGGCCCGGAAGCUAAAGGUAAAAGCGUUGCAGUAUCAGAUUCACGAUGGGCAACUUUACCGUAAGACCUUCUUAGGUCCACUCUUGAAAUGCUUAACACCGGAGGAAGCUAGUUACGUCAUAAGAGAAAUCCACUGGGGAAUAUGCGGCAUCCACGCCGGACCGAGGAUGGUCAUAGCUAAAGUCAUGAAUGCCGGAUAUUUCUGGCCGGGUAUGCAUCAAAGCGCGGUUAAUGAGCUCCAAUCAUGUGAAGACUGCCAGCGACACGCUCCCACUAGUCAUCGAGCCAAAAACAAUCUCGUUCCUGUAACAUCGGCUUUGCCGUUCUAG
This is a messenger RNA of Helianthus annuus (common sunflower), 1794 nucleotides long. RefSeq lists its product as uncharacterized. The coding region runs from base 1 to 1794 and encodes 597 amino acids. Gene Ontology annotation, molecular function: RNA-DNA hybrid ribonuclease activity; nucleic acid binding. The record is from RefSeq and is a predicted model, not a curated record. NCBI's taxonomy places the organism in Eukaryota, Viridiplantae, Streptophyta, Magnoliopsida, Asterales, Asteraceae. The transcript has 2 exons.